This is a messenger RNA of Lolium rigidum, 1355 nucleotides long. RefSeq lists its product as uncharacterized. Gene Ontology annotation, biological process: exonucleolytic trimming to generate mature 3'-end of 5.8S rRNA from tricistronic rRNA transcript (SSU-rRNA, 5.8S rRNA, LSU-rRNA). The record is from RefSeq and is a predicted model, not a curated record. The transcript has 6 exons. The coding region runs from base 12 to 1025 and encodes 337 amino acids. NCBI's taxonomy places the organism in Eukaryota, Viridiplantae, Streptophyta, Magnoliopsida, Poales, Poaceae. Gene Ontology annotation, molecular function: 3'-5'-RNA exonuclease activity; nucleic acid binding.
UUUCAUUUCCAAUGGCGGUCGCUAGGGUUUCGUCUUCGACUUCCCGCCUCCUCCACCUCCCUCCCUCCACCACCACUUCCCUCCUCCACUCCUUCCUGCGCCCACUCUCCACCUCCCCCGUCUCGGCGCCUCCUCGCCUCUCGCACUCGAGAAGCUACCCCGUCGAUGCCAGUUUCCCCCAAGCUUCACCUCUCCCCUCUACCGGGAGGGAGGAGGCGGAAGCCCCGAGGCCCACCUCCAGGCGGCCCUGGAAGCCCACGUGCUUGUACUACACUCAGGGAAAAUGCACCAUGAUGGAUGAUGUUUCGCAUCUUGAGAAAUUCAAUCAUAGUUUGUUGCUGGACCUACCAGUGAAUGCUUCAGCUGCAGAAAAAGUGAAGCCUCAGAAACUGGAUUAUUUUUUAGUUCUUGAUUUGGAGGGUAAGGUUGAAAUUCUUGAAUUCCCAGUAGUAAUGAUUGAUGCUCAUAGCAUGGAGUUCAUCGAUUCAUUUCACAGGUUUGUACGCCCAACUGCAAUGAGUGAGCAACGAAUAGGAGAAUAUAUAGAAGGAAAAUAUGGAAAGUUUGGAGUUGACCGUGUAUGGCAUGACACUGCUAUCCCUUUCGGGGAAGUUCUUCGAGAGUUCGAAGACUGGAUUGGAGGUCACAAACUGUGGAAACAGAAACAGGGAGAAUCCCUCAAUAGCGCAGCAUUCAUUACAUGUGGCAAUUGGGAUUUGAAGACGAAAGUCCCUGAGCAGUGCAAGGUUUCAAAAAUAAAGUUACCAUCUUACUUUAUGGAGUGGAUUAAUUUGAAAGAUAUCUAUCUGAACUUCUAUAACAGAAGAGCGACUGGAAUGAUGACUAUGAUGAGGGAGCUUCAAAUCCCAAUUGUUGGAAGCCACCAUCUCGGGAUAGAUGAUACGAAAAACAUUACAAGAGUCGUCCAGCGCAUGCUUGCUGAUGGUGCUGUAAUACAAAUUACAGCAAGGAGGCACCCAGAUACAAGUGAGGUGAAAUUUCUUUUCAAGAACAGAAUCAGGUGAUGGAAUAUUAUGACAUGCGAGUUUGACAUGGCCCAGCUAGAAGACGAGGAGAUGCACUCCAGUGAAAAUGAACAACUGCAUGGAGUGACUGACUGGGUUGGCCAGCUAUUUGAAUGGAGUGACUGACAUGCUAAACCUAGUUCACAUCCCUUUUUGGCGAGACACCGAUGACAGUGACUUGAAUAACUGGCCCUUUGUAGUACUGAUUGGGAUGCAAAUAGAUCUGGACUCCUGGAGUAGCAUGCCAUGGGAAGGACCACAUCUUUACUUUCUGCUGUGUACGCAUUACUGAUGCACUGUAUCCUCUGUGAUAUUCAGGUAAAACACAAA